Symbiodinium sp. CCMP2592 is the source of this 567-nucleotide messenger RNA. The record is from the annotation of a GenBank genome assembly. Lineage: Eukaryota; Dinophyceae; Suessiales; Symbiodiniaceae.
AUGCAGGCCAAGUACGGUGAGAAGAUGUCAGCAGAAGAGGCCGAAAAGUAUUGGAGAGAGAAGAUGAAGCCCUGGAUUGUCAUCCAGCGACAGAAAAAAGCGGAACCUGCAGAAGGGAAACGGUCGCGAGAUCGUGGCCGGAGCGGAAGCCGCCAAAAGAGCCGCGACCGUCGGAGCCGAGGUAAGCGAGAAUCGAGGUCCCGCCGCAGCCCCGAGGCAAAGUCUGCCGAAAAGCUGAGUCAGGCGGCCAAGGCUGCGGAAGAGUGGAAGGACGAUGGGGGUGAGAUCCGAGCCAGCGAAACGAGGCAGUACCCCGAAGAUCAGGAGUUCUACAGCUUCGAAGCACUGAAGACGAAGCUCUCCGAGAAGCCACUGCAAGAGGUGGAAGACCUUUGGCGAAGCCGGAUGAAGCCCCAGUGGGUCCUACACGAGCAGGAGCGUGCGGCGGCAGUAGCUUGGAAGGAUGAUGGUGGAGACAUCAAUGUCGCUGCGAACUUACGAUGGGAAUUGAAUGUGAACCACAAGCUACAGCUUGUUGCGAUUGCGGGCUGCAUCUCCACACGCUGA